CUCCGUGACGCCUCUUCCUUGGACAAGUGUGCGUCACUUCCGGGAAGAGCGCACCUCGCCAAUCAGUAUUGAGGCGGGUGCAGCUGGUGCUGACAUUCGGCUGUGAUUGACAUUUCUUUGAUUCUCUGGGACUGCAGUUUCGCGGCAAGACUGACGGCUGCGGCUUAUUGUGGACACGUGGACUGUGUCAGGGAAGCGCGGGUUAUCACUUUUCUACAAGCCUUCCUGUCUGAAGUGAAAAUUUAAGCUGUCAUAAGUUGACUCAACUGUUGACAGAAAUCUUUAAAAGGCUGUGCCUGCACGUCGUAUGGGAUCUUAAUUCCCCCACCAGGGAUCAAACCUGAGCCCCGUACAGUGGAAGCGCCGAGUCCUAACCACUGGACUGCCAGGGAAUUCCCAAUGAGUGAAGCUGAGCCCAGAACUAUGCAUACUGUUUAUCUUAUCAAAAUGGGUGGAAGUGAAGCAAUCUGAAGGAAAUUCAAGACCACAGAACUUACUGACUGAACCACAUUGUAUUGUUCAUGCCAAGAAUAAGUGUUUGGAGAAAGACCUUGCUAUUCUGCUAAAUCAUGAUGGAGGCAGAAGAACAACAGCCAUGGAAGACAACCUUUUACUCAGAAUUACCUAAAGUGGAACUUCAUGCCCACUUGAAUGGAUCCAUUAGUUCCAAUACCAUAAAGAAGUUAAUAGCCAAGAAGCCAGGUCUUAAAAUCCACUAUCAGAUGACUAUGAUUGACAAGGGAAAGAAAAGAACUUUAGAAGAAUGUUUCCAGAUGUUUCAAAUUAUUCAUCAGCUUACUACUGGCCCUGAAGAUAUUCUAAUGGUCACGAAAGAUGUCAUUAAAGAAUUUGCAGAUGAUGGUGUCAAGUACCUGGAACUAAGGAGCACGCCCAGAGAAAAUGCUACAGGAAUGACUAAAAAGACUUAUGUGGAAUCUGUACUUGAGGGUAUAAAACAGUCCAAACAAGAAAACUUAGACAUUGAUGUUAGGUAUGUGAUAUCAGUCGACAGAAGAGGUGGCCCUUCAGUAGCCAAGGAGACUGUUAAACUUGCUGAAGAAUUCUUCCUUUCUACUGAGGAUACAGUUCUUGGCCUUGACCUCAGUGGAGACCCUACUGUAGGACAAGCAAAAGACUUCUUGGAACCUCUUUUAGAAGCUAAAAAAUCAGGUCUGAAGUUGGCAUUGCAUCUUUCAGAGAUUCCAAACCAAAAAGAAGAAACACAAGUACUCCUGGACCUGCUUCCUGACCGAAUCGGGCACGGCACAUUUCUCAACUCCUUGGAGGGAGGAUCCCUGGAUCUGGUGGACUUUGUGAGGCAACACCAGAUACCGCUCGAACUCUGUUUGACCUCGAACGUCAAAAGUCAGACAGUUCCAUCUUAUAAGCAGCAUCAUUUUGGAUUCUGGUACAGCAUGCUCCAUCCUGCCGUGAUCUGUACCGAUGAUAAGGGUGUUUUUGCAACAUACCUUUCUCAAGAGUACCAGCUGGCAGCUGAAACAUUUCAUUUGACCCAGUCUCAGGUGUGGGAUCUGUCUUAUGAAUCCAUCAGCUACAUCUUUGCUUCUGACAGCACCAAGUCUGAUCUGAGGAAGAAGUGGAAUCAUCUGAAGCCAAAAGUGUUCCAUUUUUAAGCUGUAAUGAGGUGAACUACUUUCGAGUAUGUAUGACAACCUAGAUCUCCCUGCUGUAUCCCACUUAGUAAGCUGUCCACUGCUCCCUCCCGUGGAAGCAUAGCAGCCAAGUGCCGUGGGCUCCAACACUAGCACCUUACUCACGGCGGAUGCCCAGUCUCUCUUAAACUGACUGGCAGGCUCUGAGGUCGUCCAUGGCUCACCUCCAUGCUGCUUACAGGAAGGGACUUGAAAGUUGCUGCUCACUGAACUCCCCAUUCCAGCAGUGAUUUUGACUUAACAGUCCUUCAUUAGUGAUCAUGAAACUUCAAGAAAAUCAAAGUAGGUUCUCAUCAGGAAAAGUUUUGGAAUUACUAGUCUAAAUAAGGUGAAGAGAGAAGGAAAAACAGAUUGUCGCCAAAACCUUUAAGCCAUCUAGCUUGUGAUGACAGCUCUGUAUUUUGUUGUGCUUACUUUAAUCGGACUCCUUUCACUUAAGUAUUCCCCAGAACUGUGGACUCCAGGGAUACCAUGCAUUUUUGUGAAUCCCAGUAGCCAGGGUUAAUCUCCUUUGGGUGGGUGACCCUAAGUGACAGAUAAAGCUAGCUUCUGAUAUCUGCCUUUGCCCUUCUCAUGAUUAAUCCUCCUGGAGUCAAGAUACAUUUUAGAUUUUGAAUCGAACAAUGGAGAGAGAAUUGAUCCAUUCUUAUGUUCAUAUCUCAUCUUCCCUCCCCUACCUGGUUACCAUAAAAAUAAUUCUCUACAGAGUUGACAAGACAGCCUCUAUACUCAGAUUACAGUAAAAGAGAAAUGGUAGUGCUC
Molecule: messenger RNA, 2435 nt
Organism: Orcinus orca (killer whale)
Lineage: Eukaryota; Metazoa; Chordata; Mammalia; Artiodactyla; Delphinidae
Gene: MAPDA
Product: adenosine deaminase like
Exons: 12
Coding region: 570-1634 (354 amino acids)
Biological process (GO): adenosine catabolic process; inosine biosynthetic process
Molecular function (GO): adenosine deaminase activity
Source: RefSeq, a predicted model, not a curated record